UGUAAAUGUUAGCGCGCAGAGAAAUAGAAUUUAAUACAAUAAUUUAAAAAUUAUUUGGGAUUUGCAGGAAAUAUUCACAAAUUAAUAUUUCCGUUUACGUUAGGGUUAGGUGAUACACCACAGUGUAAAGCUAAGUAUCUUUUAUUCUUUAGCGAGAAAUAUAGAAAGUUUAUUAUCUGUGAAGCUGAUUCUUUUAAUUGGUUUUAUUCUCUGUGCAUCCUCAAUUUGAAAUAAAAAACAAUUUUAUCAGAUUAGUCUUUAAUUUCAUUAGUUGCCUUUAAAGGGUAUGGUAAAUAGUGCUUCCCUGAAAGACUGUUUCUUUUAUAAGGACAAAACCUUCCGAGUUAGGUAUGUGUUAACAAGAUUAGAAACCUUGCAAAAAUAGUAUAAGUAUACAAUGGAUGAACCAAAAGGCGCUACCUACAGAACAAUACCAGCCUGCGUAUAUAGAACAUAUAGCAAAUAUUAUUACACAUGGAAUAUGGAUAUUUCCUAGUAUUCUGGGUGCUGUGGAACUAUUUCAAAGGUCUCAGGAUAGAGCCCAAUUUGUAUCGGCUGUUAUCUAUGGAUUAACAUUAAUUCUCCUUUUUUCUGUAUCCACUUUCUUUCACUGUACAUUUUAUUUGAGGCAUUACAGCAUAUUAAAGGAGCUACUCCAUCGCUGUGAUAGGGCUAUGAUUUAUAUUUUCAUAGCUGGUUCUUACUUCCCCUGGUUAACCAUCGAACAAAUACCAAAUAAUGGGUGGGCUUCCUCAAUGAAAUGGUUUGUCUGGGUAAUGGCUCUUAUGGGAAUUACUUAUCAGCAGAUCUUCCAUGAAAAAUAUAAAAGACUGGAAAUGAUAUUUUACCUUAUUAUGGGUAUUUUUCCUGCAAUUCCCAUAAUCUCAGAGCAUUACUUUGCAGGGUGGAUGGAAAUAUUUACGGGUGGGACUUUAUAUUUAAUUGGUACGAUAUUUUUCAAGUGUGAUGGAGUAAUACCCUGUGCCCACGCAAUUUGGCAUUUAUUUGUUUCAAUGGCAGCAUACUGUCAUUAUUAUGCCAUAUUAAAUUAUUUAUAUCCUAUAAUCAACAUUAGAUCUGAUAAGUUAAACUAUUAAUUUUGUUUCAACUGUGAUUAGAUAAAUUUAUUUUUUUAUUAAUGUUAUAUAUGAAUUGACUUUAUUUUAGUCCUGUGCUAGAGUUUUUUCAUUUAAAAUUAGUGUUAAAAUGUCAUUGUGAUUAGCAUAACUAACUAGGUCACCAAAAUUUAAUGGUAAACUUUGGAUAGAAGAAAACAAUGUGUUACAAUUACUAUAAGCUUGUCGCUUGGAACAUUAGUUCUGAAGAAUGUAAUAGUUCCCAAUAUAAAACGACAUUAAAUUUACAAUUAAUAGAAAUAAAAAAAUUGAACACAUCUUAUAGUAGGGACUUUAAAUCUAAUAUCAUAAUUUUUAAUUUUAUAUCCCAAUUAAGUUGCACCAGCAAAAUAAUAGCUCCACUUAAGAUAUUGAUAAUUUCAAUUUUAGGCAGAAACUUCCUGCUUCAUUUAAUAUGUAUAUUGUGAUAUAAAAUAUUGUUUGUGAAUGUCAGUCAUUUAGAACAUUAAUUAAUUUAAGACAAUGUAAUUGAUUAACUAAACUUGGAUUUACAAUUUUUAAAAAUAUUUAAGACCCAAAAUAUGCCGCCAAUCGAUUAAAUUGCAAAUUUUGUAAGGGCAAUUAUAGACAUAGGUGUGCGUUUUUUAUCUAACACUUUAGUUUUUCCUUGAAUUCGAAUAGCUACUGAUUGCCCAUUAAUAAUUAACUGAUAACAGUCUCCAUUAUCAUAAAAAUGGUUAAUCAAAAAUUGGUAUAUUGUUUUUUUCUAUGUUCCUUAUUAGCAACAAUAUCUUUAAAUGAGGGGAGAACGACUGACUUAAAAGGAAAAUAUAUUUUUGCAUUGAAAUGAAUUUUUCGCAACUGCCAAUGAAACUUCCAGUAAAGUGUUUUUCCACAGUAUCCGUAUUUAACCAUAAUUAUGAUUUAUUAAGGUAUAUCUAGGGUUGUGGAAUUGACGGGUCAAAGUUUUUGUGUCAAUUGACCAAAUUAAUUUUAAAUAUACUAUGAAAUUUAUAUUUAUUAAUUUAUAUUGUGUCUUACACCACCGUCGCGUUGUUCAUAAUAACGCAUAAUAAUUUAUUAUAAAAUACAUAUUAAGUAAUCAUAGAGAACACUCUACAAUUGCAAGAUGUUACAAGGACGGGCAAAAAAUUUAGGUCACUCAAGAAAUUACAAAUAUUUUGGAAAAAAAAGUUUAUCACGAACUAGUAGGUGGUAAAUUAUCUGUCCUACUCUAUUUGGUUAUCCGAAUUUAACAUUUAAUCGGUUGGUUUUCAUGAUUUUGUCAGAAAACAGAAAAUGUCUAUUAUAAACCAAGCCCAAAUUAAUUUUUAUUUGUAACUAAAGGAACGAGUAACAAUUCCGUUCUGGUCGAUUUUGUUCGAUUCCUGCAUAAGUAACUCUCUCAGCUCUUGGACACUUCUUGUUGCUGCUGUAUGUGUUAAAUACGUCGUCUCUUCUCAUCCCACACUUUUGAUGGGAUUCAUAUCUGGACUGAGUGCUGGCCAAUCAAACCGUGUUAUUCCCACUUAUCUAGGCCACACACCCCACUUCUGGCGGUGUGGGGUCUAAUAUUAUCAUGCGUCAAAAUGAUAUCUUCACCAUAGUGAUCAUUAAAGGCAUAGCAUAAUCAUCCAGAAUUUCCGUAAUAUACCUGUGAGCUGUCAGAGAGCCAUUCUGUAUAAAACACAACUCUGUGCGUGCUUCCGAACUGGUUCCCGUCGUAACCAUAACCGAACCACUACAAUGUGGAAGUCUUUCAUCAAUAUAGCCUGGAGCAUAUCUUUCUCCGGAUCUCCUCCUAACUCGGCGACGUCCAUCUGAUCCAGUAAGGCAAAAACGAGGUUCAUCGGAAAACGCAGCAUUCAUAAUCAUUCCAGUCUAAGUGCUUUCGAGCAAAAGUUAAUAUUGCUAUUCAAUGCCGUGUGUGCAAUGGCGACAAGACAACUCACUCUCUCACUCUUGAAGUUGGAUUCGAAGUCAAACAACAGAAGCUGUCCUAUUCCGCAAACUAACGGACACUAAAAAUCGAUCUUCUUCGACCGGAUCCAAGUCUUCUAGUGAUCAAGCCAGUUUCCUCGUAGCGUUGGUAUACAUUUGGACAGCACUUAGACUUCUACUAACAAUUCUGGCAGUUUACCGUUUUCCUCGACCAUCUUGUAUUAAUGCUACACUUCUGGCCGCAACAAUAGGAUCUAAAGGCAUUAUGACCAGUUAAAUACACGUCACAUCCAAAAUAGACCAAACAAUUUUAAUGAAGAUAAAUGAACAAUAAACUGGAAAGUACCUAACGCACGAAUUUUUUUAAGUGGACGCUGACAAUAACUGACAUAUAACAAUCUCUAUCUGCGUGUCGGAAAGCAAGUAAUUCACUGCCUACUGAACAGACGAUUCGGUGUUCAAAAAAAAAAUUCCAAAUUAUUUGAGUAACCUAUUUUUUGCUCGCCAGUGUACUUAAAACAUUUUGAUUGAAUUUGACUAGUCACUUAAGAAGUGGUCAAUUGACCAGCCCCAACACUAGGUAUAUCAUUGCUUCCGCAUCAUCUAUUGAAUAAAAUCCGUCACUUCCUAAACCGAGAACUAUUAUGUUCCAUUUUUAUUGCGCCCCAUGGAUGUUCAUAAUCAAAAAUUUACCUAAAUGUUUCAAUGUCGAAUGUCUAGGUGUUAAUAAAAUAAUAACCAA
Messenger RNA from Cylas formicarius (sweet potato weevil), 3759 nucleotides. RefSeq names its product monocyte to macrophage differentiation factor 2. Gene Ontology annotation, cellular component: membrane. Bases 402 to 1097 code for a protein of 231 amino acids. Gene Ontology annotation, molecular function: pore-forming activity. The transcript has 5 exons. The record is from RefSeq and is a predicted model, not a curated record. Lineage: Eukaryota; Metazoa; Arthropoda; Insecta; Coleoptera; Brentidae.